AUGUUGACAUCAGAAAUUUUUGGUAUUAUUGUUUUUUGUAAUAUAUCAAUUGCUACAUUAUUAUUUUUAUUAAUAUUUCUAAUUGUCUACAUAAAUCGACAACAAUUUCAACAACAUAUUAGUAUAUUAUUAACAGUGAAUACAUGUUUAGCAUCAUUUUUAACAUGUUUUGCUGUCAUAAUUAUGACUUCAUCAAAUUUAUUUGGUUCAUUUUUAAUUGCAAACAUGAACUUUUGCUAUGUGUGGGGUCUACUGUACGAUGUAUUCGAAUGUUCAAUAUAUCAUUCCUAUGCUUUACAAGCAUUCUUUCGUCUAUGUCGUGUCAUUUUUUAUAAGAAAAAAUAUCUUUUAAAAUAUCGUUUAUAUAUUCGAUUAAUCGGUGUACAAUGGAUGUUAUCAUUUUUACUUCUAUUGCCUGCAAUUUUAUUAAAACACUACACUCAAUUGUCAAAUCAAAAAUAUUGUCUUAUUGCGUAUACAGAUGUUCCUAUGCAAAUAUAUGUUAUUUUUAUACUUUAUGCAGUUCCAUUAAUUUGCAUUGUUAUUACCUAUCUAUGUAUUACAUUUCAUAUUCGUCGUACAUCAACGGCAACAAUAACUGUAACAGUUGCAAGACGUCAACGACAAAAUUUACGUGAUUUAACUGUUCUUCGUCAAAUUGUUUUAUUGAUAACAAUUUUAGCCAUAUUAAGAUUACCAACAGUUAUUUUUAUGGCCGACGCAGCAAUUGCACAUCAACUAUACGAGUUUACAUAUGAAAUUGUUGGUUUAAUUACAAGUGUAUGUUUAAUAAUUAUUGCAAUAAUUACACUUUACAUAACACCACAAAUAAGAAAUUUAAUUAAGGUGAUACAAAUUCGUCCGACAACUGCACAAAUGCCAGUAAUAAUAUCAUCAAUUGAACUUGCAAAUAAUCCUGACAGUCGCUUGACAGCAGGUGAAUGA
This is a messenger RNA of Didymodactylos carnosus, 945 nucleotides long. Lineage: Eukaryota; Metazoa; Rotifera; Eurotatoria; Philodinida; Philodinidae. The record is from the annotation of a GenBank genome assembly.